Messenger RNA from Chionomys nivalis (European snow vole), 2810 nucleotides. It is a transcript of the gene Stbd1, whose product is annotated as starch binding domain 1. The transcript is spliced from 2 exons. Gene Ontology annotation, cellular component: membrane. Lineage: Eukaryota; Metazoa; Chordata; Mammalia; Rodentia; Cricetidae. The record is from RefSeq and is a predicted model, not a curated record. The coding region runs from base 47 to 1036 and encodes 329 amino acids. Gene Ontology annotation, molecular function: starch binding.
CCGAGCCCUGGUCCGGGGACCCGUAGUCUCCCGCAGCCUCUCAGCCAUGGGCGCCGUCUGGUCCGCCCUGCUAGUCGGCGGGAGUCUGGCGGGAGCGCUUAUCUUCUGGCUGCUGCGGGGCGACCCUGGGGCCCCAGGGAAAGACGGGGGUGCGGAGCCGCAGAAGGACGCACCUCCAGGGGAGGCUGCGGCUCUGGGAGGCGGUCCGGGUGGUGGUGGCAGUGGCGGCCUGAGCCCUGGACCUUCCGAGCGGGUGCUGGUCUCCAAACCAGAGCAGCUUCAAGAAAGCAAUGGACAUUUGAUUUCCAAGACCAAAGAGCUUGGUAACCUGCAGGAAACACAGAGACUGCAGAAUGCUGGAGCAGAUUGGGGCAAUGCCAGAGAGAAUGUUCUUGCUGGAAAGAGUCCAGACACGCACUCCAGGGCCAACCCAGAAGAGUCAAGGAAUGAAAGGCCAGAAGCUCAUGUAGGAGAAUGGAGACCCAGCAAAGGACAAGAAACAGCUGGGGGCACAGCGGAGAAACUACUCUCAUGCAGCCUCCUCAGGGACAGAGCCAAAGCAGCCGGUCAGGACCCGGCAGGCCCUGAGGACUGGGAGGUGGUGUCGAGGCAUUCAUCGUGGGGGGAUGUUGGUUUGGGUGGCAGUCUCGAGGGCCUAAGUCAGGGAAUGGGUGAUGGCGGAAGCACUCUUGUGGGAGGAAGAGGCUGGGAUGCAGACGGGAAGGCGGUGUCUCUGGACCAUCAGCAGGUCCGCAUCCAGUUCCAGGUGCACUACACCACAAGCACUGAUGUGCAGUUCAUUGCAGUAACCGGAGACCAUGAGAAUCUUGGGGGCUGGAGCACAUACAUCCCACUCCACUAUUGCAAGGACGGGCUGUGGUCUCAUUCUGUCUUCCUGCCUGCGGACACAGUGGUGGAGUGGAAGUUUGUGUUGGUAGAGAACAGGGAAGUUACUCGCUGGGAAGAGUGCAGCAAUAGAUUCCUGCGGACGGGCCGUGAGGAUAAAGUGGUUCACGGGUGGUGGGGGAUUCACUGACUCGCUGUGCAAAGCACCCCGGAGGGUGCAGCGGAAUGUGCGAGAGGCUGAGGCAGUAGAGCACACUGCAUAAUUCAAAGACAGUGUGAUUCCAUUUGUAGCCAUCAGAGUUCCUCAGAGUUGCUAGUGUGGCUUUUGUCCAAAGUGUAGAAAGAUGUAUGCAUGCUGAAAUGUUUCCUGGGAGCUGGGACUUUUCCCUUGUUGCACUGACUGGUUUGUGCUGACACAUUACUUGAGGGAUUGAUUGUCCUUGGGUAGUUGGUUGGGCUGAGAUUGAGGUAUGGACUAUGGCAGGGAGAAACUAACCAACUACACAAGUACAAGGUGGAGCCUGUAGGAGCUCUUAGGGUAGGGAGGUGACAGUCAGCCUCCUUAGAUACAGCUACAGCAACAUUGUUUACAUUUAAAAAUAACACCAUUUGGAACCAUGACCAGUCCAAUCCAAGUGACACCGGAAGACUCCCUGUUAGCUUUUGUUCCACUUUAAAUGCCGAGGAUAGGUGCAGAAUUAGCAGACGUGUCUUUGUCUUAAUGGUUUAAAGUAGAAGCAGAGUUACUCAGUCACCCAGGAAGUGGGAUAGGGGUGAGGUGGUGAGGUGGCUUGAAGGGUUUACUAUGCUUCUUUGAGGACUGAAGGUUACAGGUCGAGUCUGGUUCCAGCAAAGGGUGCAUGCAUUCUUUACCCACAGUGCCUUGCCGGAGCAUCUCUGUUCACUUCCCCAUCCCCCUCCUACUAGGCCUCAACUGAUGGGCUGCCCUAGAAAAGUUUUUCUGCCUGUCAACUCCUCACUCUCCCUUCAUACCCGUGAGUGAGAAUCUCUAUAGGACCAUGAUACAGAAGAAUACCUUUGCUCUGAGAAGAAAUAAUUAUUAAGCUUUAAGUUAUAACAGAAUAAUAAAUCCUGAGUUGUAUUAUCUUAAGUGUUUGAAUUACUUGUUUUAAUUUUAGCACCAUAACCUAGAUAUAAAGUAAUGGUAUGAUGUUUUACAUACAGAGAAAAGCACCAUGACCUAGAUAUAAAGUUAACGGUAUGAUGUUUUACAUACAGAGGAAAGCAAACGCCAAACAUGACAGCAGAUGACAUGUCAAGUCUCUUUCUCUUUUGCAGAAAGUUUUAAAUAUUUUUUAAAACUUUGCCUAGAAGGGAAUUCAGCAUGUUGGUAUUUGAAGAUUAAAUUUUAGGAGCAGGGUUUCUUGUAGCUCAAGCCUAUCCAAAAAUUCACUAUGUAGCCAAGAAUCCCUUGAAACUGCUCCUCCUGCCUCCACUUCUCAAGUGCUGGGAUUAUAGGCGUGGACCACCACAGCCAGUAUGUGCAGUACCAGGCACACCCUCUACAACCGCGGUACAUCCCAGCUCUCCGUUGUUGAUGUGAGACAGGAUAGCCCCAACUGGCCUGGAACUUGAUCUACCGCUAUGGAUGACUUUUAAGCCCCGAUUUUCCUACUUCCACCUUCCACGUGCAGAUAAAAUAAGUCUUUAUGUGUUGAAAAACAGUAAAGUGUCUAUUGGCAAGAGAGUAUUUCAUUCUGGCUGACAAAAACAUAGAUCCAAAUGAAAGCAGCAUCAGGAAGUGCAUAGCAGGCUGUUUGUGGGCUUUGGGAUCAUAGCUCUUUUGAGAUGAAAUUUAGACAUUCUGCUUCUAUAAAUGAGGUUUGCAGAAGGCACUGGCCAUUACUUCACAAUGCUCAAGUAUCCCUAUGAAGUAAGGCAAUUUAAACAAGUCUCCAGAAUUCUAUUUAUUACCUGAUGAAAUAAAGGUUAAUCUUCCAUUA